This is a messenger RNA of Bacillus rossius redtenbacheri, 1565 nucleotides long. RefSeq names its product immediate early response gene 5-like protein. NCBI's taxonomy places the organism in Eukaryota, Metazoa, Arthropoda, Insecta, Phasmatodea, Bacillidae. Bases 543 to 1361 code for a protein of 272 amino acids. The record is from RefSeq and is a predicted model, not a curated record. The transcript has a single exon.
AUCUUGCACUGUACGUUAUUCCCCAGUUUCAUCACUGCAUUUUUUUUUUAAGCUGUAUCUUCAUACGGGUCAGUUUGGCUUGCGCAUUCGCCCAUUGGCUUUGCCGUGAGCGCUACCUAUCAACAGCUUGUUUGACACGACGUGUUUACAAUUCUAAGCCUUAUUGGCUGAAGUAUUAAAGGCUACAUUGAAGUACGGUGCUUUCCCACAUGGCGGCAGUUCGGUCGCGGCGUUUAAAUGGCGAAGGACGUCUGCUGAUUGGUUGAUAAGUAGGCCGUGACGUCAAGCAACGGAAACUUACUUAUAUCGCCGCGGUGACAUCAACGGUCAUUGUAGUUGGAAGCGCCACGCGAGAAGGUUGUGGUUAGGUGCUGGAGUGCGACGUCUAUUGUUUGGUCGUAGAUAUCAUUGCGUAUUACGUGGGCGCGUCGGUUAUUAAUUUUCGAUUGUUAUAAUCAAGUCAAUUGAAUAAAUUAAAAUUAGUGAAGCAGUAAAUUUUAAUAAACUUGUUUGGUUUUUUUUUUAUUAUUCUUUGUGGAGUGAUGGCAACAGAAGCCCAACGACUGAUCAGCAUCUCGCUGACCAAGAUAGCGCAGUCGCGGGCCCAGCGCGGUGGCGUGAGCCUGCACAAGAACCUGCUGGUGGCCACGGUGCUGCAGAAGGCGCGCUACAUCUUCAUGGAGGAGGCGUACCAGAUGGUGCAGGCCACGGCAGGGGCCGGCUACGUGGCUUCGGCGCUGGCCAGCGUGCCGCAAGGCGCCGGCCAGCCGCUAGACGACGACUACGAGCAGAACUACGACGAGGCGGACAGCGUGGUGGGCCUGACGGUGGAGGAGGCCGCCCUGGGGGGCGCUCCCAAGGACUCCUCGCAGUUCUCGAGGUGCGCAGACACGCCGCCGCUCGUGGUGGAGGACAAGGAGAACAAGUCGCCGCCGCCGUACUCGCCCACGUACCUGGACCUGGACAAGAGCCGCGAGGACGCCGUGCUGCGAGACAGGUCCAACUCGCGCUGCCAGAAGAGGAGGAAGGCCGACUGGGAGGCGGAGGAGUCCUCGUCGAAGCGAGUCAAGACGUGCGGUGACAGUGACGCCGUGUUCCUGGACGAAGCCUCGCUGCUGGGUUGUGUGAGUGACGAUGAGGACGAGGACAGUGCGGCGGCCAGCAUGGAGAUCGACAGGAUCACCAGCCUGGUGUCCAUCUUCAGCUUCGGCGGUCUGGCGGCGGGCGCGACGGACAUGUCCGUGAGCUCGGGACUGGGCAAGCUCACCAGGUCCGUGUCCACGCCUGACCUGUGCUCGGCGCAGGCGAAGGAAGGUGUCGACGUGUUGCAGCAGAGGCAGUUCAUUGCCAUGACCGUGUAAGUAGGACGUGCCUCGUGCACGUUCGCGCCCAAAACAUUCCACGAUCGUCCACGUGGGUUGAACAACGAAAUGUUCGUGAUCUCGCCGAAUUUUUUUACUACUUUUGUGUUUUGUAAAAUUCGUUAAUUGUUAUAAUUAUUGACACAUUGAGAAAUUUGUAUGCAAUAUGAUGCAGCAUUAAAUUAAGAGCGUUUAUUCUCCAGA